Cuculus canorus (common cuckoo) is the source of this 7113-nucleotide messenger RNA. It is a transcript of the gene SLC68A1, whose product is annotated as major facilitator superfamily domain containing 13A. The coding region runs from base 4127 to 5656 and encodes 509 amino acids. The record is from RefSeq and is a predicted model, not a curated record. The transcript is spliced from 9 exons. NCBI's taxonomy places the organism in Eukaryota, Metazoa, Chordata, Aves, Cuculiformes, Cuculidae.
GGCGGGAUGGGCGAGACUCUCUCCCCUCCCAGUGCAGGGGGGCUGCCCAGGGGGUCGGGGAUUUCCCCCCCCAAUGCAGUGCGGCAGCCCGAGUGGGAUGAAGGGUUCCUCCCCUCCCUGCAGUGGUACAGCCCUGCUGUGUGUCUCCCCCCGUUGCUCGGGACGGUCCCACGUGGGCCCGGGGGGGGAAAGCAACCCUCCCUCCCUGCUGCCGGUGCCCGUAGGCAGAAGUCGCGGUCCUCUGUCCCCGCUGUGGGGCUGGGCUCUGCCCCAUCCUGUGCCCUGGGGGAGCCCCCCCUGCCUGGGGGGAUGGGGCAGGCUCUGGACGCUCAGGGUCUCUCCCCUGGAGCCCCACAGGCAGCGCUGCCCUUGCGGAGGGGGGCUGGCAGCGCUGCUUGGGCUCCUCGGUGGCCAAAGAAACGGUGCCCGUGUCUCCCGCCUCACUUGCAGGCAUCGCCUGGCUCCCCGCGUUCCUUUCCCAGGCCUCUGGUUAGUGGCUGGUGGCCAAAGCUGGGGGCUUAGGGAAGUCCCUGUGGGCUUGAAAGGGUUGCAAAGGUGUAAAGGUUCCCUGGUGAGAAGAUGGAGAUAGUGUAGAUGAAACCCUUGGUUGCUGCUGCUUGGGCUCCUCAGUGGCCAAAGGAAUGGUGUCCAUGUCUCCAGCUUCACUUCGCAGCAUUGCCUGGUUCAUUUCUCACACAACAGACCAUACCUGCAUUAGUUGGUGGCUGCUUGCUGUGUUCUUCAUGCCUGAACACCCCAGAGCUCUCCAGCUUCCUUCAGGCCUUUGGUUAGUGGCUUGUGGCUGGUGGCCGAAGCUGGGACUUUGGGCGGGUCCCAGUGGGCUUGAAAGGUUUGUAAAGGUAUUAUGGUUCCCUGGUGAGAAAGAUGAACAUAGCACAGCAGAUACUCCUGGUUGCCACUGCUUGGGCUCCUUGGUGGCCACCCUCCUUCAGAGGUGGCAGCCAGGCACAUUGUCCCCUGCUGUGAUGCCCUUGGGGAAGGUAGAGGAUAUGCAAGAGGCAGGGAUUAUUUGCAGUAGUAUACCCUCACUGGAGUGGCAGGGUGCCUUGUGGGGACAGCGGCAGUGUCCCCUUGCCAGGGUGGCUCAGUUGCAGUCUGCCCCUCAGUCAGCAGAGUCCAGCUCCGCAUCAUUUCUCUCUGGCCUUAUUUUGCAGGCUAUGCCUGGAUGCCCACGUUCUUUUCCCACGCUCAAGACAUUGCCUGCAUUGGUUGGUGGCCACAUGCUGAGUUUUUCAGGCCAAAGUGCCGCAGAGCUCUGCCGUGGCCUCAGCAGCUGAGCUUCCUUCAGGCCUUUGGUUAGUGGCUUGUGGCCAAAGACAGGGGUUUAGGGGUGUCUCUCUGGGUUUGAAAGGUUUGCAAAUGUGGAAAGUCUCCGUGGUAAGAGGAUGGAGUUGGCAUAGCAGAACCCCCCUGUUGCCACUGCUUGGGCAGAGCAGUGAAAAGGACUUCUCACCUUGUGCUCCCUAUAAAGUCUUAACAAGAAAGGUGCUGGCUGUGUAAUAAGACUCUCUUCCAGCUUCUGCCAUGCCACUCGUGGGAGCUGUUUUCAGUAAGGGUUUCAAACUUCCAAAUCUGUAAUUUGAGACCAGAGUUACCUGGCAAUGGUCCCCAUAGCAGUGCUGUGGAAGGCCACUGUAGGAUUAGCACUGACACCGAUGGGAACAUCAUGGGAAACCAGUCCUUAAUCUAUCUAAUAGAUUUUCCUUACACUGUAAAACAAUGAAUUGUUUAGAAAGUGGAUGCAGCACGCUGUUAAGUUAAAUGCCUUACCACAUUCCAAGGCUAUGAGAUCUAACCGGUUACCUCUAUUAAUGAACCUUGUAAUCUCAUUAGGGAAUGAGAUCUGAUUUAACGAGAUUGCUCUGCUGGAACACAGCUCCACAGAAACUACCAGCUGCUUCAGGAUGUUAAUUGUCAUCUGCGUGGCAGUUCUGUUUAUGAGAAUGAACUUUGCAGGAGUGACGGCAGUGCCUGAUGGAAGCACAUGAUUGCCUGUAAUAAGAAGGGUGUUGCCAAACCUCUUGUGAUACUGAAGCAUCUGCGAUUGUUGAAUUAGUAAACAGUACUGGGAAACGCCCUCAUAGCUUCUUCGAAGUGGCACGUUUCCUUGCCCGAGCCAGGUGAUAUCAGGUUUUCAAAGGUUUCAUUGAUUUACUGUUCAGGUACCAGGCUGCGGGGCAGCUGCUCUUGGGGGUUUUGUUAAUGUUUCCCAUAGGACUGUGUUCCGCAUUCCCUUGAGGCUCUGUUAGUGAGUGGAUAUCUGAGGAAAUGUGGCGUUAGGAUUUCAGGACUAGUACAGGGGAGAAACUGAGAGUCUUGGAGAUAUAUUCACCUCUAAGAGGGUGAACAGGAUCCAAGUUUGGUCAGAGGAGCCUGAAUUUGGUGGAGUGUGGGUCUAAGUAGGACCUUUCCUGGAAUAGGAAUAGGAUUUUGAGACUUGUUUUUGUUAAAGUGGAGGCUUUUUCAGUUUCAUGCAGUGAAGUAGAUCUGUGGAGGGAUUUCCCCUCUUACUGAACAGAGUCUUGCCAGAAUUUAAGUGGCUCCAUGGGCUGAGAACCCUCUGAGGUGUCCAUGCUUUGGAGGCCUCCUUGGGUACCAUGCACGGGGUGAGGAGGAAUGUGCAGAACCUGAUAUGUGCUCACAAAACAAAUGUUGCUGACAGAUAAGCCUGACUGGAUGAAGACAUCCGUGACAGUUUCCUUUGGCUGAGAAUGUCACUUGGGGGGCCUGUGAGGACCUGAUGUGCUCAGCGCCAGACACUAUGCUGGAAUGGGUCACAGGACAUCAGCUCUUUCACAGGUACAGCUCCAACCCAGCUUCCCUGUGAAUGGGGCUGGACCACCAGCAGCCCAGUCCUGUCUGGCUGUGAUGAGCAUCUAGAAAUAGGGUCCCCUUUUGAAUGACUUACCCAACUGGUGCGUUUAUUGUGUUGUAGAUGCAGAGACAUGCAGCUGAUGUUUUUGUUUGGCCCUCUGCUUCAGCUAGUAAGCCACCCAAAAUCUAGAAUAUGCAGCAGAGCGACAGCUGAAACAAGCACAGACAUAUCCUGAAGUAUUACUUGGGAUAGUCUAGCCUGCAUUACCCAUAUAGUGGAGAAUGAAUGGGAGAAUCAUCCUGUUACUGCGGUCAGGUCUGCAGAUGACUAUUUCAGGUUCCUAAGUGGCGACCUCAGCACAUAGGAAUCAUCUGGCCCUCUUUAAAAGACUGGCUUGGGCCAAGAUUCACUUGCAUGGCUCUGCUGCCAGCUCGGUACAACUGACUUCAGCUGUGGAAGGCUGGAGUUCAGGCUUGUUGUAAGGCCAAAGGGUUGCUGAAUCACCAGGGGACACAAUGACUUGUGAAUCCAACUGUGAGCUGGCAAGGAAGCUGGAGCAGAUGUGUGAGCCCCAAACUGUGGUGUGUUUCCAGCCGCCAUACGCCAGCACUCUCAAACAAAUGCAAUGCUUUCCUGGUAGCCAGUAUUCAAACUUCCUUCUCGAACAGAUAAGAUCUGCAAACGUCACCGGCAGGAGGGACACCCGAUGUCAGUUGCGGAGGUGGAAGUUUCUGAAAUAAAGGCUAAUUGUUUUGUAAUUUAUGAGCUUGUUGCUUUAUGACUGUUAGAAGUUCAGGGUGAAUGAAUGAUAGCUAUUCCCUCCUGCAGCUCCUCUUCCCAUUACCACUUAAAGCCUAAUGUUGAAAAGUUCUGAUAUUCUCCAUGAGUAAUUCUCCAUCCCAAGGAAAAGGUUAUGAAAAUACCAGUGUGGCAAGCUUAAAUAACACAGUGCUUUGGAUGUAGAAGCAAAAUCUACUUUUUAUGGACAACUGAUUUUUUUUUUUCUUUCAUCUGCACAUAUGCAUAUGGGGAAGGAAAAUAAAAAAUGACCUAACAACUAUUUCAGCAAAGUGAAAUCAUUUGCAAAUGUCAGCUGGCUGGAGGGAUCGCACAUCUGUGAGGGAGAAGAAGGAGAGGAGGUGGAGCUGCACCUUCUUUUGACAGCAACGUAGCAUAUACAUGCAAAGAGCAGCAAUGGAUUUGCCGCAACAAAGAUGUAGCAGGUGUUGGGAGAAGACAUCCCAUCUGAAAUGGAGGUGAUUGAGGGAGCUGAACGCUGACUGCACCAACAUGGGGAUGCAACUGUUGGCUUGUCUUUUUCACUUGCCCACUGCAGUGAUCUACGGGUCUCUGUCGCUGUUUGUUUCCAUUUUGCACAACGUAUUCCUGCUGUACUACGUGGACACCUUUGUCUCUGUUUACAAGAUUGAUAAACUGUCCUUUUGGAUUGGAGAGACGGUGUUUCUGAUCUGGAAUAGCCUCAAUGACCCUCUCUUUGGCUGGCUGAGUGACUGGGUGUUCCUUAGCACACAGCAGCCAGGAGCAGAAAUUUCUUCCCCAGAAGUAGUUCUGAAGAGGCUCAGAGCGCUAAGCCACAAUGGCCCUCUCUUUGCCAUCUCUUUCCUGGCUUUUUGGGUUGCCUGGGCUCAUCCUGGUUUGCAGUUCCUUCUCUGCCUUUGCGUGUACGACAGCUUUCUCACCAUGGUUGACCUCCAUCACAAUGCCUUGCUCGCAGACCUGGCUGUUUCAGCAAAAGACAGGACUAGGCUCAACUUCUACUGCUCCCUCUUCAGUGCCAUAGGCUCCCUCUCUGUCUUCAUGUCCUACGCAGUGUGGAACAAGGAGGACUUCUUUUCCUUUCGCAUAUUUUGCGUUGUGCUGGCCCUCUGCUCCAUUGUUGGUUUUACCCUGUCCACACAGCUGCUCCGCGAGCGCUUUGAGUCUAAUGGGAAAGCAAAAUGGGACCAAGAAUCAACCCUAAAAGAGCUGUACAUUGAGAAACACUCCGUCCCCCAGGAGAAGAGGAUCACCCUGGCAGAGUAUCUCCAGCAGCUCUCCCGGCAUCGCAACUUCCUCUGGUUUGUCUGCAUGAACCUCAUCCAGGUUUUUCACUGCCACUUUAACAGCAACUUCUUCCCUCUGUUCCUGGAGCACCUGCUGUCAGACCAGAUCUCUGUCUCUACUGGAUCCUUCCUGCUCGGUGUCUCCUACAUUGCCCCCCAUGUCAACAACCUCUACUUCCUGUCCCUCUGCCGACGCUGUGGGGUUUACGCUGUGGUGCGAGGACUCUUCUUCCUGAAGCUGGCUCUCAGCGUUGUCAUGCUCCUGGCAGGACCUGAUCAGGUGUAUCUGCUCUGCAUCUUCAUUGCCAGUAACCGGGUGUUCACAGAAGGGACCUGUAAGUUGCUCAACCUGGUGGUGACUGACUUGGUGGAUGAGGAUCUAGUCCUGAACCGUAGGAAGCAGGCAGCCUCAGCACUGCUCUUUGGGAUGGUGGCUCUGGUCACCAAGCCAGGCCAGACCUUCGCCCCUCUGAUCGGCACCUGGCUGCUCUGCGCAUACACAGGGUAUGAUAUCUUCCAGCGGAACCCCUUGGGCAACGUGGUAAGCGCCCAGCCAAAGCUGGAGUCUGCCGCAGCCUUGGAGCCAACUCUUCGGCAGGGCUGCUUUUACCUCCUCGUCUUCGUACCCAUCACAUGCGCGCUGCUGCAGCUCCUCAGCUGGUCACAGUUCAGCUUGCAUGGGAAGCGCCUGCAGAUCGUGAAGGCUCAGCGCCAAAGCCUGACACAAGGCCGAGCACCAGAGAUCAAAACGAUCUGAGGUGCCUGAGCCCCUGUUGCUGGUUCCAGGCUGGUGCAGGACUGCAGGCUGAGCCCAGGGAUCGUGGGCUGAGAAAGCCCCAUGUUUACGGUUCAACUGUGAAAUGCUGUAAUGCUGAUAUUUACUCAUUCCAGGAGAUGGUCGCUGGGAAAGGUAGAUAAGUUCAGCGUGUGAGGAGACUGGGAUAGAGCGCUUGGCCACAGGAGCAAGAACAUUUUAUCCUAGCCUGGCCCAGGGUUCCUCGGGCUCCUUGUCUGAGCAGGGAGGUGCUGGGUUGCAGCAUGUGCUGGAGGUGGCAGCAUCCCCGUUGCAGUCCUCUGCCCUGGGGAACCACAGUCUCUGGCUGGGCAGGCGGGGACGGCACAGGGAGUCUUUCCUUGCUAGAGCCCUGCAGCUUUGGGGAGUGGAGUGGGAGGCCCCUGAGGGACCAAGGGGGUGAUUGUAGGACAGCAGGAGCAGGGGUGGGAGGGCCCUGAAGGCCUUUCCCAGUAGCUGGUACAAGCCCUCCCACAGCGCUGCGGUUCUUGGACCAAAUCCACUCUUAGACCGUGUUCCCAGGACAGCACCUUGCACAGCCAGGAUCUGCUGGCAGUGCUUGUUUUAAGCUGAGGCUCGCUCCUUUGUGGCCUUGCAGAGGGAAUCGUUGCUGAGCUGAGGAAGGUGCUGGGCUUGAACUGGGCUCAGAGCCUGGAGCUGAAACAUCUCAUCUGGCAUCCUGGUGCCUGUGUUUGUGCCUCCCCUCCCCUUCCGUCUGGUGCUGUCAGAGCUGUGCCAUGAGCCCAUUCCCACACUGGCUGAGGCUAUGGGGCCGACGUCAGGGAACCAACCCCUAACGGAGCUGGUGGAAGUGCCUCCGUGGCCAGGGCUGUCCCAGGUGACCCAGUGAGGCAGCCUGGUGUCUUCCCCUUGUGUAGGAGGAGAGUGCAGCCUGGAGGAGACACCAGGUCUUGCUUUUGUGCCUUAGCUUCCUCUUGGAGCCUGCUUGACACCGCUGGGCAGUCACAGGGUUCAGAUUUUACCUGCCUGGGGAGAGGCAGACACCUUGACUUCUCUCUGCUUAAAAUGGUGCCUCGGAGUUUUGGAGUUUGAUGAUCCCAUCUGGCAGAGCCAUGUUCCCAAGGGAAGAGAGCAGGUGGUUUGGUCUCCUGAUUCCAGCUGGGAGCAGACCAGGCAGGCAGGCAGUCGCCAAAGGGUGCCUGAGCUGUGGGAGUGGAAGUGGAAGAAAAUGUACCAGAGGAGCUCUGCCCUCGUCCCUGCAGGAGGGGGUCCCAGUAGCAUUGGAGGACUGCAGUGUGCCUGGGGCCGCUGUUCUCUGCUCAGUGCCAGGUUCCCUCUGGGGUCUCAGCCACAGACCUGCCACCUUGCCUCCAAACGCAGCGCCUUCCAUCUUGGACCAAGACGCUUGUGCCGUGAGGGUUCUGUAGCUCUUGACAAUUCAAUCCUAACUUAUUUGUGUG